Molecule: messenger RNA, 4161 nt
Organism: Oldenlandia corymbosa var. corymbosa
Lineage: Eukaryota; Viridiplantae; Streptophyta; Magnoliopsida; Gentianales; Rubiaceae
Source: the annotation of a GenBank genome assembly
CAGCCAAUUAGAGUAAAGAAAGAAUUUUAAGAAAAGGGAAAAAGAGAAAAGAAAAAAAAAGAAAAAAAGAAAGGGGAGCAAAUACUACCAUCUCUAAUUUCUCUUUCUACAUUCACUCUUCCGAUCCAGGGGAAGAGAAAAGGCCAUUUUCGCCCAAAUUUCUAGCUAUUCAAUUUUGCAGAGAAAUUUUUUUGAAAUUUGUUUCUGUUCUUGCAGAUAUUUAUUGAUUCUUUCAAUUCCGAAUCUAUCAUAAUUCCAUUGAUUCGUUUGAUUUGGUUAGUGAAUAUCCUGAGACAUAAAUUUUUUCGGAGCUAAUUUAGAGGUGUAUUUAUUAGAUUAGAGGAGAAAGAUACGGCAAUAUAGCCCUAGCUGGAAAUUUAUAUUUAGGGUUUUCUGAGGCGGAGGGAGAGUUUUGGAACCCAAUGCAUUGGGUCAGACUGAUUCAGGAUAAUCAGGCCGAUAUUUGAUUGGAAUGUGGAGGGCCUAUGAUUUUGUAUAUUGUGAUAAAUUAUUGAGGAAUCAGGAGAAGGUGAAUCGAUAUAGAGAUAGAGCUGCCGCCGGUGGUGGUGGUGUUCCUCCGUAUUUGGUUCAUUUGGAAGUAGAGGUUGGGGUAAAGAAAAACCGGUCGGUGGAGGGAGAGGAGGAGCCGGAGGCGGCGGUGGCACCGGGGGUCGCUGAGGAGGUGGAGGAGGGGCAGGGAGGAAGAUGCAGCUGCACUUCUCACCUAGCAUGAGAAGUAUAACGAUAUCGAGCAGCGGCAACGGCACUAGCAAUGGCGGAUUUGGUGGUGGUGGCGCUGAUUUGAUGAAGAUCAAGGUCGCACCUCGCCACAUCUCCUACCGGACUCUCUUCCACACCAUCCUCAUCUUAGCUUUCUUGUUGCCUUUCGUAUUCAUUUUAACUGCUCUUGUUACCCUCGAAGGUGUCAACAAGUGCUCCUCAAUCGAUUGUCUAGGACGACGGUUGGGGCCAAAGCUUCUUGGAAGAGAUGAUUCUGGGAGGCUGGUGAAGGACUUUGUUAAAAUCCUUAAUCAAGUGAAUGCCGAAGAAGUCCCUGACCGACUGAAACUUCCAGACUCCUUUCAUCAACUUGUGUCUGAAAUGAAAAAUAACAAAUAUAACGCGAAAGAGUUUGCUUUUAUCUUGAAGGGAAUGAUGGAGAAACUGGAAAAGGAUAUUAAGGCGUCGAAGUUUGCUGAGCUGACAAACAAACAUUUUGCUGCUAGUUCCAUUCCAAAAGGCAUUCAUUGCUUUGCUUUGAGGUUGACUGAUGAAUACUCCUCAAAUGCUUUAGCUCGCAGACAGUUGCCAUCCCCUGAAUUACUUCCGUUGCUUUCGGAUAACUCGUACCAUCAUUUUGUAGUGUCAACGGAUAACAUUCUAGCUGCUGCAGUUGUGGUUAAUUCUACUAUCCAGUCUUCUUCAAAGCCAGAGAAAAUUGUUUUCCAUGUCAUAACAGACAAGAAAACAUAUGCAGGCAUGCACUCCUGGUUUGCAUUGCAUUCAGUGUCUCCUGCUAUUAUUGAAGUGAAAGGUGUUCAUCAAUUUGACUGGUUAACGAGAGAGAAUGUUCCAGUGCUUGAAGCAGUGGAGAACCAUAAUGUGAUUCGUAAAUAUUAUCAUGGAAACCAUGUUGCCGGGGCUAAUUAUACUGAUACCACUCCUAGAACUUUUGCAUCAAAAUUACAGGCCAGGAGUCCAAAGUAUAUCUCCUUACUCAACCAUAUUCGAAUAUAUUUACCAGAGCUUUUCCCAAACCUGAACAAGGUCGUGUUCUUAGAUGAUGAUGUUGUCAUUCAGCGUGAUUUGUCACCCCUCUGGGAUAUUGACCUGGAUGGAAAAGUGAAUGGAGCUGUAGAAACCUGUAAAGGUGAAGACGAGUGGGUGAUGUCUAAGCGGUUCAAGAAUUACUUCAAUUUUUCUCAUCCUCUUAUAGCAAAGAAUUUGAACCCUGACGAUUGUGCCUGGGCUUAUGGGAUGAACAUUUUUGACUUACAUGCAUGGAGACAGACGCAUAUAAGAGACACAUAUCAUGCAUGGCUUAAAGAGGUAUUUGCUCAUUUUCUUUGACUCUGAAUUCUUUACAUUUAUUCUAUGUGUCUUCUUUUUGGGUUGGGGACUUUAGUAGCUUUAAGGUGUCAAGGUUAAAAUUUUUAAAUUAGGUAAAGAUGACAUUUUUACAUUUCAAACAAUUUUAGUGCAUGGGUGAGUUCAGAAGUUUAUUUAGUUCUUCGUGUUUGUCGUUUUUGUUGCCAGUUCUCUCACUGUCUUCAUUUCAUCUUAUUGUGUUGUCAUGAAUACUUUUUGUUUGAUUAGUUUAAUUAGGCUUUAAACUCUGUCGAUUACUUGUGUCCAAGAACGCCAUGGUUAUUAUCUAACCACAUGAUAUCUAUCUUUUGAUUAUGUAUAUUUGUUAAUGGAGGUCUGUGCUUUUGCGAAUGAGUUUAUGCUUCUUUGCACUUGGGAUUCUGUUGCUGUUUCAGUUGAAAAAGCUAUGGCCAUUUAGUUAGUUGUAUUUCGCUAUCUAAUAACAUGAUAUCCCUCUCUUGAUUAUGCUAAUUUGUUAAUGAAGGCCUGUGCUUCCGCAAAUGAGUUUAUAACUCUCUGUCCGCAUAGAAUUCUGUUGUUCUUUUUCGGUUAAAAGCUAUGGUAAUUUAAUUAGUUGCAUUUUACUAAGUGCCUGAGAUGUUCUUACUAUUGUCUUCCAUUUAAGGUAGACCUGCGUGCAGAAAUCAUGUUUGUAAAAUGUCUUUUUGAAUCAUGUUAUGACAAAGAAGAUUCCUCUAUCAACUUGCUUGAUUGUAGUGAGUGAUUUGGUGCUUGAACUUUUUUUCAUGGGCUAUUUGGUUAUCCUCAGAAUCUGAAGUCCAACCUGACUCUGUGGAAGCUUGGUACAUUACCUCCUGCUUUAAUUGCAUUCAAGGGUCACGUCCACCCGAUUGACCCCUUUUGGCACAUGCUUGGUUUGGGCUAUCAGAACAAGACCAACAUUGAAAACGUGAAAAAUGCUGCCGUGAUUCACUACAAUGGCCAAGCAAAGCCUUGGCUGGAAAUAGGCUUUGAGCAUCUUCGACCAUUUUGGACUAAAUAUUUGAAUUACUCCAAUGAAUUUAUUAGGAAUUGCCAUAUACUGGAGUAGAGAUUUGUUGACACAAUAUGCGCAAUGCAAAUCACGGGACAGAAGAUGGGAGCAAAAUAGAUUUUCUAAUGAUCACUGCCCAACUUAUCGAAAUUUGAGGUUUGAUUUUGAGAGAGAAAAAUUGAGUUGGCCAAUUUGAUCAUACCACCAAAACCUGGAUUAAGAUGCUGUCCUGCCUCUUCCCAACAAAGAUAAGCGCCAAUAGCAUGGGUUUGAGAUUCAUUCUUUCAAUCUGUAUAAUACGUCUUCUAUUAUUUUUGGUUGCACAAAGGAUAUUAUUUUUGACCUCCUUGAUAGAUCUUACCUGUGUCUAAUUACUACAACGGAAAUAAUGGGGUGAUGAAAGGGCAUGGAUGGAACUGUGGGCUAUAUUGGCCAUUGCCUUGGUUGUACAAAUUGACGGAAAUGGAGCAAGGGAUGCGAGCUUUUAUAUGGUUCCAGUUUCGCCCAUUAGGCUUAGACAUUAUUUUUCUUUUCCUACUUUUCAUUUAGUUGUUCAAUUUUUUUUCUAUUCAGAACUUUGUUGCCAUUCACUUAUUCUUUCCCCUUAUUAUGAUUGUUUAUCAUCGUGAUAACUAUAGAUGUUAGAUUAUUUUGAGCAUCGCUGAGACAGAGAGUUUCCCUUGAGUUAGGGAUGAUCGUAGGCGAUAUGUUGGUCCUUUCUUUGUAUGAUUGAUGAGGAAUGGUUGAAAUAUGCAGAUAUUUCGUUUCACACUUGACGUCUGGUCUUUUUUAUUCUGGCAUUUGAAUUUAGUGUGUUCGCGACAUUGCAUUUAGUACUCUCCUGCAGAUUUGAUUUGAUUCUUUGCCGUUUGAGAGUGACCAAAUCUUAGGAAUUCCAUGCUUUCAACUCAAACUCAUGCUUGGGCGUUAAGUGAUACUUGGGUCAGUAGGAUUAUUCUUCUGGUUUGAGACAAGAAAGGCCCCUCAAAACAGAUGAUGAAUCUGAAUCUUUUACUUCAGAAAGUGAAGAGUCUUGCCUAUGUGUGAUACGUCACAUGUUGGAAGCAUCUUGUUAGGCC